UGGCAAGCAAAGCAAAACCCUCCAAAAAUCUCUAUCCCCCACCCACCCACCCACCCCUAAAAGCAGAGGAACAAGAAAAAUAAAAAUAAAAACAGAGAGAAAACAACCCCAAGUUAACAUCAUCAGCAUCAUCGUCCCCCUUCGAUUUUUCUUCAUUCUCCCUUUCAUUCUCACCUACUACCAUACCCACCUCUUCAACUUGCAGAAAAAGGAUCUUCCAUUCUACAAUGCGAGGGCUUUCGAAUGUGCUGUUAUUGAUCAAUCUCCACACUGUAAUCAUCUCUGUUUUCGCUCUCUUCUCUCGUAUCCUGUAGGAGUUUUUCUGGCAAUCUUGUUUUAAGAAGAGGAAAAUUUGGAAACACCCGCAAGUCAUUGUUGCCGGAAUUUGAUUUCCCUGGAAUGGAUUCCUUCAAUGGAACAACUGGGUUUCGCUAUAACCCGAAUUCGAACGCCAUGGGGGACGCGGACGGGGAGACUGAGUUCUCGGGUAUUCUUGAAAUCUAUGUUCAUCAUGCGAGGAACAUUCACAACAUAUGUAUUUAUGACAAUCAAGAUGUGUAUGCCAAGUUCUCCCUUACCUAUAACCCCGACGAAACCAUUUCCACCAGAAUUAUCAAUGGCGGAGGAAAGAACCCGGAAUUCAAUGAAAACUUAGUAAUGGAAGUUACCCAACUCGACGCUGUUCUCAAAUGUGAGAUUUGGAUGCUAAGCAGGGCUAGAAAUCUAAUGGAAGAUCAGCUCUUGGGGUUCACACUUGUCCCAAUUUCUUUGGUUGCUGGUAAAGGAAAGGUCACGCAAGAUUUUAGUCUUUCUUCCACUGAUCUAUUCCAUUCCCCAGCCGGAACUGUGAAAUUGUCUCUUUCUGUGAAUGUAUCCCUGCCCCUGAACUCCUCUGCCAAGUCCUUCUCUGAAUCGGCUGCCAGUUCGUCCAUUACUUCGGAGGUUGUACUGCUCGAUCGAAAGAUAUCAGAGGUUAUGUUGGACCCGGUUGAGUAUUCAAGGGUUGAAUUCCCUGACAUUGGAGUAGCUAGAGAGAACCAGCAGAUGGUCUCUGAGUAUUUUGACCUGGCCAGGCAUGGUUCUGGUCCAAGGCCCGGUUUGGUUGGGCCUGCAUCAUUUCUUCAUCUUGGUGCUCCUCAGCCCGCUGAUGACUAUGAAAUGACUGUGAACUCAUCCGAGGAGAAUCGGGGUGGUUCCCUUUCGCCCAAUGGGAGUAUUCAGAAUUCUGGGUUUUUGAGUUCUACAACAACUAGCUUAAGUGAUGAUAGGAAUUCAGUUGAUUCUGUUGACAAAAAGAGUCGGUUGACUGGUGAAUCAUUGUACUCUCUUAAUGCGUCGAUUACUACUGAAGGUAAUCACAGCUCCGGUGUUUGUCCAGAUACCCCAACCUCAAAAAAGGGGAAUGAAGUCAGGGAUGAAAAAGAGCAGAAUUUCUCAAGCAAGGAAGAGGAGAGCAUCAAAGAAGGGAAUAUGAAUACGGGUUCUGCUAAAUUUGGUCAAGUGUUUUCAGCUCCACUUGGAAACAUCAGUCUAGAUGCUGAGCAGUCUGCAAUGCAGCAGCAGAUAGUUGACAUGUAUAUGAGAAGCAUGCAACAGUUUACGGAGUCUUUGGCAAAGAUGAAGCUCCCAAUGGAUCUCAAUAAAUCGAAAGCUGAAGACAAUGGAGAUGUAAUUCAAAAUCACAAUAGCAAAUUAGAAGUUGAGAAGAAGAAAAAGGAUGGGUCAAGGGUUUUCUAUGGUAGCCGGGCCUUCUUCUGACUGAUGGCUGGCUGCGUUUCAUUGGAGAGUUCUUUUAGCUGCACUCUGGAGUUUAGUAGAUCAGAAUUUGGCUGUUUCUCUGGAAUUUAUGACAUAGAUUUAAUUCCUUUAGCUUUGUUUAACCUCCUUUUUCUUGUUGAUGAGCAUAGCCCCUUGGAUUCAUCCUUGUCUGUUUUAUUAGCUUCCAUAACUUUAGUCCUAUAUUACAGUGUUCUGGCUAUGUGAUUGUGGUUAUGCUCUAUUUUAAAUUUAUUUGGGUGGUUAAUUA
Molecule: messenger RNA, 2026 nt
Organism: Malania oleifera
Lineage: Eukaryota; Viridiplantae; Streptophyta; Magnoliopsida; Santalales; Ximeniaceae
Exons: 2
Coding region: 400-1758 (452 amino acids)
Source: RefSeq, a predicted model, not a curated record